AUGGGGACCGCAACGUUGGCUUCGCCGCUUGCGCGGCUCCACGCUACCGUGGCUCUGUCGUCUGGAUCCGAGAGACGAACGAUAAGCCUGUCAUCCGUCGCCUGUUCGUCGUCUCAGGCGUCGUUCUUCAGCGGAAGCAGCGGGACAAGAAGCGCCUUCCUCUCCGCCUCCGGUCGUGGGGCGGAAAGGCGGAGGGGGAAUGCGCUCGUGGUCCGCGCAGACGCGGACUACUAUUCAGUGCUGGGAGUGGAGAAAAACGCGGACAAGUCCCAAAUAAAGAGCGCUUAUCGGCGCUUGGCGCGCAAGUAUCAUCCGGACGUGAACAAGGCACCAGAGGCGGAGUCCAAGUUCAAGAAAAUCAGUAACGCGUAUGAGGUGUUAUCAGACGAUGAGAAGCGCUCGCUGUACGACAGAUUCGGGGAGGCGGGUGUCAAGGGCGGCGCUGGUUCGGAGUUCAACAACCCGUUCGACCUCUUUGAGACGUUCUUUGGAGGGCGGAUGGGUGGAAUGGGCGGAAUGGGAGGCAUGGGGGGAAUGGGAGCUCGGCGCACAGCCCCCGUGCAAGGGGACGAUGAGAGGUACGACCUGACGAUUGACUUCCUGGAGGCGGUCUUUGGCUCGGAGAAGCAGAUAGACGUGUCUCGCAUGGAAGCCUGCGGCACGUGCAAGGGCUCGGGUGCCAAGCCGGGCACCACGCCCACCACCUGCUCCUCCUGCAACGGCCAGGGGCAGGUCGUGUCGGUGGCCAACACGCCGCUGGGCAUGUUCCAGCAGGUGACCACGUGCCCGCGGUGCGGCGGCAGCGGGGAGAUUUCGACUCCCUGCAACACGUGCAGCGGCGGCGCUCGCGUGCGCAAGUCCAAGCAGGUCACUCUCAAGGUGCCAGCAGGGGUGGAUAAUGGUAGCAGGCUGAGAGUGCGAGGGGAGGGCGACGCAGGCCUAAGAGGCGGCCCUCCCGGCGACCUCUACGUGUUCCUCUCUGUCCGCCCCGACCGCGAGCUCGAGCGCAAGGGAGCCGACAUUCUCCAAACCCUCAAAGUCUCCUACCUCGAAGCCAUUCUCGGGACCACCAAGCAAGUCCGAACAGUCGACGGGCCGGUGGAUUUGAAAAUCCCUGCAGGGACGCAGCCGGGGAGUACGCUGGUGAUGGCGAAGCGAGGCGUGCCGGUGCUGGGGAAACCGAACCUGCGUGGGGACCAUCUGGUGAAGGUUCAGGUGGAGAUUCCCAAGGCGCUUUCGGGCGAGGAGAAGAAGCUGAUAGAGCAGCUGGAGGAGCUGAGCAAAGCCAAGGCCGGGUCACGGUGA
Closterium sp. Naga37s-1 is the source of this 1305-nucleotide messenger RNA. Lineage: Eukaryota; Viridiplantae; Streptophyta; Zygnematophyceae; Desmidiales; Closteriaceae. The record is from the annotation of a GenBank genome assembly.